Molecule: messenger RNA, 1500 nt
Organism: Ctenocephalides felis (cat flea)
Lineage: Eukaryota; Metazoa; Arthropoda; Insecta; Siphonaptera; Pulicidae
Product: cilia- and flagella-associated protein 157-like
Exons: 1
Coding region: 1-1500 (499 amino acids)
Cellular component (GO): ciliary basal body; cilium
Molecular function (GO): microtubule binding
Source: RefSeq, a predicted model, not a curated record
AUGCCACCAAAAAAGCAGCAAAAGAAGAAAAAAGAAGAAAAAGAUAAAUUGCCCGAAGUCGAUAAAACAUUUUACGAAUUGCAAAUAGCAGAUUUGAAUCGCAAAUUAACGCGUCUCAAAGCGACUAAUCUCGAAUUGAAAGAAACAAACGAAGAGUUGUCCGCAACAUCGAAAGCCUUGGACGAAGACAGAUGUGAUGUCAUUGAAUAUCUAAAACGGGUCGCCAAGCAAAAAGUUAACGACACCGAUGAUAUGGAACAACGGAUGAUUGCUUUGCAAAGAUUAAGAGAAUCUGAAGCUGAAGGUUACAAAAAGUCUGUAGAAGAUAGCAAGUCUGAAUUCAAAACUAUGGAAGAGCGACUGACUGCAGAAAUCAAACUCCUUAAUGGUAAGCUCAACUCCUUAGAAGAAUUCCGCGUCAUGAAAGAAGAUUUGACCAAGAAGUUCCAGUUGCAGCAAGAGCAAAUAGAACAGGAUGAAGUCCGACAUAAGGAACAAUUAUACGAAUUGGAGAAGAAAUUCAAUAUAGAAAAGGAUAAUUUGAAGAAGCAAAUGGAAAGCAAGAUGUUGAAGUUGUCCAAUGACUUCUAUGAAGCCACAGAGUUGACGCUGCCCGAUAUGACUAAAAGAGUUAUAAGAGAGAACAUCACAAUAAACAACGAGCUAACUAAGUUGCUAAAGUCCCAAAGUGAGUUAUCUGAAGAAAAUAAAAACAUGAAAAACCAACGACGAAUGUUGCAAACAGAAAUCAAGUUACAUGAAGAAGAAAAGUGCAAACUGUUGCGAAAAUUCAAUGUCCAAAAUUCAGCAAUUAAACAAUUGACUCUAAAAUGCGAAGAACAAGAAAAAUUGCUCAACAAGGCUAAUAAGACUGAAAAAAAUCUUGUGGAUUCUCAAGAUAUUUUAAAACAGACUGAAGAUAAAUUGCAAGAAUCAUCCAAAAAAAUCAAUGAACUUGAAGAAAAACUCACAAUUCUUACCAAAGAGAAAAACUACAUCGUGCAACGUAUCAAACACGAACAAAUAGAAAAACUGAAGUUAUACGAUAUUAUCCUGCAUGCUACAAAAUCUGUUAAAACAGCAAUAGAACUUAAAGAUGAAUCUCCCCAUCUCGACUCAGCAGUUGAAAUCACUACACGCCAAAAUUUCUUGGCAGAUCUCCUAAAACUUUUAAAAACAGCAAAGGAACCAAAGUGGCAACGUAUCCGUCCUGGAGAGGAAUCUGUCAGGCCAGGUGUUGCUUACGAUUUUGGGGAUUUGGGAUUUGUCCAAACGGAAACCAAGAUCGAAACACCAGUUACAUUUGAGAGGUACCAAUCUGCUGCAGGACGAAAGUUUCGGUUGGAUUCUCAAGUUAUUGGAACUUUGGUUACUGAUCCUGUUUUGAUGAGAGCAAGGAAGAGUAAAGCUGAACUCGAAGGAUUGGGAAUUGAUUUUCAGGAGUUUGUAACGAAGGAAGAUUUCGAGGACGAUUGGUCGCCGUCGUCGUUUGAAGAUUGA